AAUAGCCAAUAAGACUGAUUGUGUCAGUAGCAACGGGUUGGAUCGGGUUUAGAGUUUCAGGCCCAGGUCUUUCACACAAAUGACCAUGAGCAGCAGCUGUCACAGGUAUUCACAUCAAACGGAUAAACUCAAACACUAAACAACACUUGACAGAAAACUGUCAAGCUUAGAAAAGCGGGACCAAGGCGAACAAGGAAAAGCCCAGUGGCUGUUGUGUUACGAUUAUCUCAUGAAUCAUGUAUGAAACACAGCAGUAUGACAGUCCACCGCAGUACAGUCCACACUACAUUGCCCCAUCAAAUAUGUACACAUCCAGAAGUUUCUACUCUCAAAGAAGCGAGUAUGGCUUAUACUCUUCAGUGACUGAUGCUCCUCAAACGGAGGGAAACCCUCAGCACUUCUACAGAUUGUUCUCCCCACCUGGCAUUGUGAAAACGAUGGAGGGACUGACUGCUCUGCUUUGUUUUGUUAUUUUUGCCUGUGUUGCUUCUACUCUAGUUUGGGACAUGCACGGCUACGAGGGAAGCAUCGGAGCCUUCGCUGCUGGAUCUGGAGGCUAUGGGAUGGGAUCUGGGUACUAUGGAGGAACCUAUGGCUAUCAGAGAUCUUAUAUGACACCCUACUCAGCAAAAUCAGCCAUGAUCUCCAUGGCAGCCCUUAAUUUCGUAGUAUCUUUGGCCAUCCUAGUGGUUAGUUUCUCAAAGACUUGGUGUGUGCAUGGAAAAACGUUUUACUUGACAGUUUUAGUGGUGGAUGUGGUUCUGGCGAUUCUACAGUGUAUUAUAGACAUCAUAUUCGUCAUUGGGGUGAAUCCCAUGGCCCAGAGUUCACAAAGCAUCAUGUACAACCCCAUCCUGAUGAUGUGUCAGACCUCAUUAGGGACUCCCAGCAUCAGCGCUGGAGUUGGAGCAGGCUUCCCAGGUGCAUAUCCGUCCUUUAAUCGAUAUCUCUAUCACUACUGCUUCAUGGAUCCUGAGGAGGCUGUGGCUCUGGUAUGUGGACUGUUUGUCAUGAUUGCCCUGGCUGUUGCAGCCUAUUUUGCCUAUAAGACUCGAAGCAAAAUAUGGCGUCAUGGCAAACCUAAUAUCUACUGGGAGGAACCACCUAUCCUCAGAAUAGACAGGAGCCAGAAUUCACAAAACUGGCGAAGCACUCAAUACAUCCCCACUGUGGUUUUAUCAGAGAAGGCUUCCCCUCAUCUGAAAGCAGAGAACAGCUUCACCUCCUACACUGAGGGAACAGUGAGCGUCUACAGCGAGGGUGCAUACAAAAGCAAUGUGGAUUCUGAGAACGCGAACGGUUGCUCCCCAGAGCCAUUGUACCAGAGUCGGUGGAUGAGCUCCAACACUGUGGAGGAGGUUGAAGUGCAGAGCAGCUCGGUGCAGGAGAAACCUGAAACGUACGAGGUUGAGGAUGUGCUCUGUGAGACGGGCUACACCACUGGAGAUUCGGCCACUGAAUUAGACACAUAUGAGUUGGACGACUCUCAUUCAGAAAUUACAACCGAUGAUAAGCGCAGACAGUACAAGAAACAGUUUGAUAUCUCCCUCACUGAAUACAAGAACCUCUGUGCAGAAAUGGAUGAUAUCAGUGAUCAAAUGAAUGAACUGAGCCGAGAACUGGACACCCUCCAUGAGGAAUCCACCAAGUUCCAGGCUGUAGCUGAUGAAUAUAAUCGACUCAAGGAUCUGAAGCGGUCUCCAGAAUACCAGGCUAUGAAGCUCCAGUGUAAAAAACUGAGGCAGGAGCUGUGUCAUAUCAAACAACUGGUGAAAAACUAUGACAGAAGCUUUGCAAGGGGAGAGAAGACUAAUAUUACUGAUCACCAGGAUUUCUUUGUUUAAAACUGUACACAUGAAUGCAUACACUGUAUACAUCUAUACAUCAUGUCUGGGUCAAUAUAAAGUAGCACUUGAAAAAGCAAGAUCAUCCUACUUUUCUCAGAUUAUUGUA
Sinocyclocheilus rhinocerous is the source of this 1953-nucleotide messenger RNA. Its product is annotated as occludin-like. Gene Ontology annotation, biological process: bicellular tight junction assembly; snRNA transcription by RNA polymerase II; positive regulation of transcription elongation by RNA polymerase II. The record is from RefSeq and is a predicted model, not a curated record. Bases 237 to 1844 code for a protein of 535 amino acids. The transcript has 8 exons. Gene Ontology annotation, cellular component: transcription elongation factor complex; bicellular tight junction; membrane. Lineage: Eukaryota; Metazoa; Chordata; Actinopteri; Cypriniformes; Cyprinidae. Gene Ontology annotation, molecular function: cis-regulatory region sequence-specific DNA binding.